AGUCAGCUGACAGAUGUUUGUCGGACCAGUUUACACAGCGUUACAAUAGCUUCAAAUCACCUAAAGGCAGAGAUACCUUAAUUUUGCAGCGUGGUACGGCAAUCCCUUCUUGCUUGCACAAUGAGUGCUGGCACACCCAAAUCGCUACCCUCGUCAGGGCAAAAAUCUAUACAAGAGAUCUGCCAUCCACUGUCUGCCGAAGAGUCUAUCCUUUCACCAAGCCCAGAUCUAGGGAAUACCAUCAGCAGCACUGGAGAGAAGGACUUGAGUCUGCCCAAUGGCAAUGCAGUGGACACCUCAAGCCCUGCCUCUUCUUCCUCUUUGCUGAACCGGUUACAGCUUGAUGAUGACCUGGAUGGAGAGACACGUGACCUCUUUGUGACCGUAGACGAUCCGAAGAAACAUGUGUCCACUAUGGAGACGUACAUCACUUACAGAGUAUCCACAAAGACGACAAGAACAGAAUUUGACCUGCCUGAGUACUCUGUGAGGAGGCGUUACCAGGAUUUUGAUUGGCUGAGGAGCAAACUGGAGGACAGCCAACCAACACACCUUAUUCCACCCUUACCCGAGAAGUUUGUGAUGAAGGGAGUGGUGGAUCGUUUUUCAGAGGAGUUUGUCGAGACAAGAAGGAAAGCUCUUGACAAGUUCCUGAAACGGGUAGCUGACCACCCAGUUCUUUCUUUCAAUGAGCACUUCAAUGUCUUCCUGUCAGCCAAGGAUCUGAAUAAGAGACAAGGCCUGGCGCUGCUGUCUAAGAUGGGGGAGUCCGUGAAAUAUGUCACGGGCGGUUACAAGCUGAGGGCGCGGCCUAUAGAGUUUGCAGCGAUGGGCGAGUAUUUGGACAUCUUCACACAGAAGUUGGGCACCAUUGACAGGAUAGCACAGAGGAUCAUCAAAGAGCAGUCAGAGUACCUGGUAGAGCUGAGGGAGUACAGCCCCGUGUACUCCUCAUGGGCCUCCUCCGAGGAAGAGCUGCAGGAGCCACUGGAUGGAGUGGCGGCCUGCAUGGCUAACUGCUGCAGUGGCCUGGAGGAGCUCACUGAGGAAAUGAGUGAGGACUUCCUGCCUGUGCUGCGCGAGUACAUCCUCUACGUUGAGUCCAUGAAGAAUGUUUUAAAGAAGCGGGACCAAGUCCAGGCAGAGUAUGAGACCAAGCUGGAGGCUGUAGCAUUCCGUGAAGACAGGAAGACACCAGUGCCCACAGAUGUGGAGAAGUGCCAGGACAGGGUGGAGUGCUUCAAUGCCGACCUGAAGGCUGACUGGGACCGCUGGCAGAACAACAAGCGGCAGGACUUCAGGCAGCUGCUGACCGGCAUGGCAGACAAAAACAUCCAGUACUACGAGAAGUGCCUUGCUGCGUGGGAGUCCCUGAUUCCGCUCUUACAGGACAAACAGGAAGCCCGAGCGGAUACGAACUGAAUCCAUGCAUGUGUGCCACCUGCUCUUGGGGUCGUGAACUGCGGCCACUGGUUGAGGUCGAGAGGGUGUACCCCACCGGACUGCUGGCUGCUGGGAACCCAGCUGACACAAGGAAGCAGGGGGAAGGGCUACAGAAGGAGCAGGCAGCACUUCCUCGCACGCUGAUUUGUAAAGUGUCUUAUUUGUGAAACCCUGUCCAAGUACCCCAGUCAUACCCUCUGGACCCUGUUUGGCAGCAAGAGAUUUUUUGCUCUCUUGUCCCUUGCAUAUCAAGUCAAACCAGAGGCAGACCACAGAAGGAUUCAUAAGGAUUCCCUGGAAACCCCUGUGGUGUAGAGGAGAAAAAGGGAAGUCAGCAGGGCUAAAUUUGUAGUUUUUAAGUAAAUGGCUGUUAGCUAUGUUUUUGUAAAUUCUGCUUGUCCCUAGCACGACUCCUUUUAAGGGUGCUGUAUUCGUGGUGGUGUUUGUUUGUUUGUUUGUUUUUUAAUUUAAUUUAAUUUUUUUAAUUUGCCUUCAGACCACGGAAAGAUGGUUCAAGGACCGUCCACACGCCUCUGACCAAAGACAUAGAGGAAGUUGAAGUUCUUUCUUUGUUUGUAUGUUUGUGUUAGUUUUGAGAACACUAUGGAUCUGGUACUAGGAAAUAGCAUCAGAAGUAGCCACCACAUUUAAGUUCAUAAUUUAUGUACUGGUUGUUAAAUCUGAAUGAAGGAUUUCUUCCAAGCUCUACAUGACCUCAUUAAAUAUUUAUGUUGAAAUAUAAUUACUCAAUUAUUUUGAGUUGUUCCGAUGAGGUCUGUAGUUGUUUACCACCAUGGGGGUGGGUGGGGGGAGUCUAAUCCAGUGUCCUGGGUUGAGGUUUGCAUGUUCAAAAAUAUGACUACACCCAGGUGGUGAUGUUUUUAAUUAAAGGUUGAAAAGUGGCUGCUAUGAAAGUUAAAUGGAUUUAAACAAGUGAGUGCAUUUACAAUCCCAUCUGAUAAGUAUAAUGACUCAGCACUUGGUGGGAUCAGCUGUAGUUCUGUAGUUUACAUUAUUUUAUACUAAGCAUUUAGACAGUAUUAAUACUAAUGAUGCUUAAAGGCUUUGGCCUAAUCCGGAUUUAGAAACUGGGUUUUCUGACAGAUCAGAAUGUUUCCAAUGUUUUCUCAGUGGAUGUUCCAAAGAGUUGUUCUCUGAGCUCUGAGAGGAGGCAAGUGUGAGUUAUGGUGAAUGCAAUCAGGAGGAAAUGUACGCACUCCAUUUAACCCUGAUGUCUAUCUUCAUGGGGAACUUGCAGAGAUCCACUUGAUACUAAUUUGUGGAAAUGUUCACUGUUGCUUCUUGAGUACACAAAUUAUACACCCUCCACAAAGAAUCACAAGUGAAUUCUGAAUUAUGUUUGAAAGCCUAAACAGACUGCUGCCUUAUCAAAAAGCAACCAUUAUGAAUGAAAGAACUGCAGAACUUUAAAAAGGGAAACUGCAUCUAGAGUCAGAGCAGAGUCACUCAACAUGGCCCUUCAUAAUGGGUCAUGGUGUAUGGGUAUUUACUUCUACCUGGCAAAGUACAACCUGAUUUUAUACAUUUGGUUUAGCUUGUUGUUUUAAAGAUGUUAAUUUGUCCAUGGUGGGAGGAAAUUCAUUUGAGUUUGGUAAUAAAGUCAGCUCUACAAUGUGACUCUCAAUGGACUGAUUUUGAGUUACUCUGGUUUUGUUGAUCUGUUGACUGUUGAUCUGUUUUGACACAGCGAAUCUAUACAAGCCUAACUGUCUCAAGGACCCCCCUCCAUCCAUUCUGUUCCACACUAUAUAUGAGUUUCCAGUUAGCUACUUGUAUUUAUCAGAACUUUGCUCACAGUACGCUGCUGUGUCGCCCUUCAGAUCCCACUGGUUCCUAGAAUCUCAUGACUGGGAGCUGGUUGUGGCUAUGUUCUGGCCUGCUCUUAUGCCAAGCUAAAAAGGCUUCACUGUCCAGUUGCAUGUUCUUAAGUAGACCACUAUAAUGGGUGCUGUAUUUUCUGUGCAUGUUCCUUGAAAAAGCCUCUCAUCAACUUGGUUGUCAGAACUCAACUGCAAAGUGCAGUGGAGAUCAAAUAAUGAGACUGUCGUCACAUCAGUGUUUUCUUCAGUUGUCUUUGCCUUCAUUAUAUAAUAAGAACAAGUUAAGAGACCUUACACCCAUUGUAAAUGGCAUUAAAAUGGCUCCAGAAUGCUUUAGUCUGUAGCAAGUUAGCUGCUGGCAGAGAAAUAAAAUAUGGAUGGGUUAGAGGUUCCUUAGAGCUUUGACCUUUACGUUAAUAUUGUUACAGCCAGUUGUUGCCAUUUUGCUGUAUAUAAACGGUAGGAUUUAGGCUGAGCUAUUUGGUUCUGCUUUAGCAUUAAAAGGCAAGCUAUGCUUAUAUGAUCUAUCCAAGAGGUAUGUAGAGCUCUCAUGCCAUCUGCUGGAUAAUUUGGUCUUGUUUCUUUUAGUUCCAUUUAGUUAUUCUUCACCUGUGUUUAUUGUUUCUGUACGUGUUUACAGCUCUUAACCAAUAUCACUUUUUGUGUUUAGGAGAUUCAAACCUUUCAGAAUAUAGUAUGACACCUUUAAUGCAUAACUAAUUUGUUCAGUGCAAAACAGAACAGUGAUAUUUGAUAGACACUCUAUGUUCACUUGUGUCAAAACCUUUCAUCUUAUUCUGUCUCUGUAAAUGUCAAGUAGUGCAUUUAUUAAUAUAAUUAAGGCAGCUACACUAUACAACAUUGCCAUUUUUGUGAAAUAAGGAUUUUUAAGAUUGUGUGUGUGUGUGUGGGGGGGGGGGGGGCUGCAGGAAUGCAUACAGUGUAGCCUAAAAUAUAGUGCAUGUAUCAAGACUGCAUUUACCAAUAUGGAAGGUGGCAAUGGCAUAAACUUACAAAUGGACUUGCAGAAACUGAACAAAGAAACUGGAAUAAUGACCAUUUGUCAUUAAUUUUUCAUAAGCAACCAUGUGUUAAAAAACCAAGUGCUGUUCUUUUUAUUUUAUUGUUUUAGAAGCUCCACUCUUACCAUGAUUGCUAUGGAAAGCAUCGUUCACUUACAGACUGGGUAUGUUAAGGUCCACAUGUAGCAUUUUGGGAUGAAUGAAACUUCACAAAGGGGGAAAUUAAACUGCAUUGUACAAACUUCUUUUUUGUGUGUGACUGAGCAGAGACCUCCAAACCAACGGGUCAUACGGGAAAGGUUGACUGUGGGACUACAUCUUUUGUAUUAUGAAUCCAAAUUAUAGACCCCACAAAAAGUUUUUCUUCCUAAGACCCCUUAAUUUCCCUUUGUGUGUUGUUUACUUUAAUAUUGAUGUAAAUCUUGAUGUUAAAAAAAAAUAGCUUGUAUGAUGAUGUUUUCAUGCUUAAAUCUUUAAUAGAUUUAAAUAUUGAACCAAUUAAAAAGGAUUGAUGCCUGU
Messenger RNA from Electrophorus electricus (electric eel), 4825 nucleotides. It is a transcript of the gene snx30, whose product is annotated as sorting nexin family member 30. Gene Ontology annotation, cellular component: phagophore assembly site; early endosome. NCBI's taxonomy places the organism in Eukaryota, Metazoa, Chordata, Actinopteri, Gymnotiformes, Gymnotidae. The record is from RefSeq and is a predicted model, not a curated record. Gene Ontology annotation, biological process: protein transport; autophagy of mitochondrion; reticulophagy. Gene Ontology annotation, molecular function: phosphatidylinositol binding.